Molecule: messenger RNA, 1103 nt
Organism: Hyaloscypha bicolor E
Lineage: Eukaryota; Fungi; Ascomycota; Leotiomycetes; Helotiales; Hyaloscyphaceae
Exons: 1
Coding region: 380-979 (199 amino acids)
Source: RefSeq, a predicted model, not a curated record
UGGGUUGAAGCUAACGAGAAUAGUCCAAACCCAGAUUGCAAGAUGCUGUUCCGGACUGAGGACGACGAAGAUAACGAUAAUUUAUCUAAGCCACCCAGGCUACUUAAAGGGAGAAGCCCAAUGGAGUUGCUGCCGGCGAGCUCGGAAGACCUCCGCCAGGAAGAAGCAGACGACAAACCUGGCAUGUUCAAGCGUGUUAUUAUCCGGCUCCUCAAAUACGGAUCAGAUUUUGCCAGCUCGGAAUUUGGUGGUAACAUCGAUGGGUAUCCGCUAAGCGACGCGUCGUCCUAUAUUGGCUUGCCCCAGGUCCAAAUUCUGGCUAGCGAGGGUUCAUCGAAACCACCGAACCUCGAGAUGCCUUGGGGCUGUUUGUCUCCAAAUGCACAAGCUCUGGGAGACAUCCGCUGACUCUGCCGCAGAUUCCUUCGACAAUGCUAGCUCUAACUUCCCCUUCCCUUCACCAGGUCCCUCUAUACUCGAUGACGACGAAUCCAAAUUUCUAGAUAGCUUCUUCGAUGGCGUGAGCUCGGAUCAAUUCAAUUAUGACUCUUUCAGCAACCCUCCAGACGGCUCCGAGCUUGGCCUUGGAUGGGAGGAGCUACCCCCGACGUUUAUGGGAACAACUUCUUCGUUUGGCCAACAGCCUCAACCUGGUAAUCAUGGAUUCUCGGAUAUGAACUUUGGCAAUAUGAACAUGCAGAUGCACGCCGGCCCUUCAAUACUUCCCGCCACAUCCGCCGACGUUCUGGCAGCAGCUACGCUAUUACAAAGCGGACCACGUGGUAGAUCAAUGAGUUUGCAGGAUGGCAUGUUUCGUGAGGAUAUUCCAGGACUAACAAACGGCCAAGUGAGGCAUCAAUCGAUAACUCAACAAACACCUCGAUCCCAAGCAGGCUUUCAGCAACGUUUACCUCCUGACGAUGUCAUCCCAGAUACUUUCUAUACGGACAUGAUGUUUGGACCUCAGAGCAGUUCAUGAAUGCGUCAUCGCGGAGUGAGCCAAAAAGCCGAUCUUCGUUGGGGAUCUGAUCCAAGCUUUGCUCAAGGCUUCCUUCCUCCUGACUAUCAGGAAAAUGUGAUGGCUACGGAAAGGUCACAUAUUA